Molecule: messenger RNA, 1063 nt
Organism: Porites evermanni
Lineage: Eukaryota; Metazoa; Cnidaria; Anthozoa; Scleractinia; Poritidae
Source: the annotation of a GenBank genome assembly
GUUGCAUUGCUUAAACAUCCUGCAGCAAGGAAAGCAAUGGGAAUUCCAGAGAUGAUAACCCAUCCAAGUUCACAAGAUCCUGGUGGUUUUUGGGAUAACAUGAAAGCAGGUAUGUUGCCAGCCUUGCUCCCAGGGCUUUAAGGGAAGAAACCGUGGGAAUGCAUAGAAUUUACCACAGGUAGUAAAUCAUGGAGUUAAUUCACACAUAAACGGGGAGAAAUACAUAAUCGAGGCUGCAAAAAAAGUGACUUGUGAAUAUUGAAAUGACAUGGCACAAUUACUCUUGCAUCCUUGGAACUCUCUAAGCAAACAUCAACUACCAUGACUAGUCUAGCUAAUUUUAAAUUUUCCCUUAGAUGUGAACUUUUAUCAAAAUAUUUUAGUUAAAAUAUAUCAUCAGGCUUAGUUACGCUCCUAUUUUGUAAGUAAUUUUUGUACGUAAUUUAAGUUGUAUUCUUCUUUUUUUCCUGUAUGUUAGUAUAUACUGUAGUUUAUGUUGUAAAAUCGCGUCUUUCCUCUAAUGAAGAGGAAAGAUGAAGCAAAUUUUCAACCAAUCAGAGGUACAACCCAGAUCUGGGUAGUGACGCGUCAUCAGUAUGGAAUUUCUGCGCUCGUUUCUCAGACGUCAUUUCGCGGGGACACCAGUGGUGGCGUAGCAAAAGGUCGGCUGUUUUCUCAGGCUGAUAAAGGGGGAUGUUCUUUAAAUCCUGCCUUUUAUUUUGCAGGCUACAAGAACUCUCAAGAGGUCGCCUACAUAAAGCACGCGGAGAAGAUGAAACACCAAAGACAGAAAGCGCUCGGAGAAGCACCACUGGAACCCACUUAUGAAUUCAACCCCAGAAUAAAAGCAAACAUGGAAAUGUUUCAUGAUGAUGCACAGGCCAACCAACUGAACGACAAUCUUGGUAUCCCUGAGCAGAAAGCUUACGUGGAUCCCGAUUUUAAACCUAAAAGGGUAAAAUUCAACCAGGAGAUCUUCAGUGCACAGAUGCACAGAAAAGUCAAGAAAGAACAACGGAAGAAAAGAGACCAGCUGAGGAAUAGACCCGGUGCAACUAUGUGA